AUGUUCACGCCUACUCUUUGUUCAAUUGUUGCAAGUUGUCCAGAAAGUCUAAAACAAGCAUCUGUAAAAGUCUCUAUUGGCGGUAUUGAACUGACCGCACUCAUUGACUCUGGGAGUUCGGAAAGUUUUAUAAGUGAAACUAUGGCAAGGAAACUGUCUCUCAAGCUUCAUCCAUCAACACAGAAGAUAUCUAUGGCCCUAACAUCUUUUAAGACUCAGAUCCUUGGUCACUGUUUUACGGAUAUUGUAAUUAAUCAACUUUCCUACUCAUCCAUUCGUUUUGGGAGUCUUGAAAGAUCUCUGUAGUGACAUUAUCCUUGGGCAAGACUUCCAGAAGAAGCACAAGCGGGUCACCAUAGAGUUUGGCAGUACUAGACCAGAACUAGUAAUUCCUAGGCCUGCCUGUCCUCUUUCUUCGACAGCCUCCAUCGAGGAGCCUUCAUUGUUUGGAAACCUUCUCCCUGAAUGUAAGCCUAUCGCCAGUAGAUCUAGGCGCUUUAGCAAAGAAGACCAGGAGUUUAUCAAUCAGGAAGUUACAAAACUUCUGUCUGAAGGAAUUAUCGAGCCUACCAUAACACCAUGGAGAGCACAAAUUGUUGUUUCUAAAGAUCCCUCAAACCAGCACAAGAAGAGGCUCUGUAUUGAUUACUCUCAAACCAUCAAUCAAUACACAGAGCUUGAUGCGUAUCCUCUUCCUCGGAUCGAUGACAUGAUCAACAACCUAGCACAAUACAAAGUUUUCUCAACGUUUGAUUUAAAGAGUGCUUACCAUCAAGUACCGAUAAAGGAGUCCGAUCGAAAGUUUAGUGGGUUCGAAGCUAAUGGAAGACUGUAUCAAUUUUGCCGUAUACCGUUUGGCGUCACUAAUGGAGUGGCUGCUUUCCAGAGAGCAAUGGACAAUUUUGCUGACGAGGAGAACUUCAAUGACACAUUUCCAUAUCUGGACAACAUAACGGUGGCUGGGCGAAAUCAAAAGGAACAUGACGUAAAUGUUCAGGCAUUUCAUGAAGCAGUCCAACGCAGGAACCUUACCUUGAAUGAAAGCAAAUCAAUCAAAUCCAAGACAUCCAUCAAUGUAUUAGGUUAUCGGGUUGGCAAUGGGGUGAUCGCUCCUGACGAGGGAAGACCCCGCCCACUUCAAGAUUUUCCGCCGCCAGAGAGUAUCCGCUCCCUUCGUAGGGUGAUUGGCAUGUUUGCUUACUAG
Messenger RNA from Paramuricea clavata, 1204 nucleotides. The record is from the annotation of a GenBank genome assembly. Lineage: Eukaryota; Metazoa; Cnidaria; Anthozoa; Malacalcyonacea; Plexauridae.